Messenger RNA from Sphaeramia orbicularis (orbiculate cardinalfish), 2004 nucleotides. RefSeq names its product short chain dehydrogenase/reductase family 42E, member 1 (gene sdr42e1). Gene Ontology annotation, biological process: steroid biosynthetic process. The transcript has 3 exons. Gene Ontology annotation, molecular function: oxidoreductase activity, acting on the CH-OH group of donors, NAD or NADP as acceptor. NCBI's taxonomy places the organism in Eukaryota, Metazoa, Chordata, Actinopteri, Kurtiformes, Apogonidae. The record is from RefSeq and is a predicted model, not a curated record. The coding region runs from base 170 to 1324 and encodes 384 amino acids.
UCCAUUCUUCAUUAUUUCUACGGUUGAUGGGGCAACACGUGAGUAACUGACCAAACAGCAGCACUCCGACCCUGGAAGUUCAGGCACAGUAGAUAUAGAUAAUCCUAAUCAGAUCGUAGUUCAGUCAGUUUUGUCCGCUUAUGCUGAGGUUGGUACGAUUCAGCCUGCCAUGGAAAAUUCACUUUCGUUUUUGAUCACUGGAGGAUGUGGAUAUUUUGGUUUUCGCUUGGCAUCUUCCCUGCAUAAAAAAGGAGCCAAAGUCACUCUCUUCGACACAGCCCCGCCAACACAUGAAGUGCCAGAAUCCAUUGUAUUUGUGCAAGGUGAUGUGCGGGACUAUGCCCAGGUUGAAAAGGCCGUCACUGGUGUCGACUGUGUGUUUCACAUCGCCUCCUAUGGCAUGUCAGGCAGGGAGCAGCUUAAUCAACAGCUGAUUGAGGCAGUGAAUGUUCAAGGCACGCAGAACGUCCUAAAAGCUUGUAUCGAGCAUGGAGUUUCCAGGUUGGUGUACACCAGCACCUUCAAUGUGGUGUUCGGAGGCCAGGUGAUCGAAAACGGGGAUGAAAGUCUCCCUUAUCUACCUCUUCACCUGCACCCGGAUCACUACUCUAGAACCAAGUCUCUGGCUGAGAUGGCUGUGUUAAAGGCAAACGGCACAGCGCUGAUCAGUAGCUCUGGGGUGCUUAGAACCUGUGCCCUUCGUCCAGCUGGAAUCUACGGCCCUGGAGAGCAGAGGCACCUGCCCAGGAUAGUUAGCUAUAUAGAGAGGGGGAUUUUUAGAUUUGUUUAUGGAAAGCCCAGCAGUUUGGUGGAGUUUGUCCACGUGGACAACCUGGUGUCAGCACAUGAACUGGCUGCAGAGGCUCUGACCGUAGAGAAACACCACCGCUCUGCUGGCCAGGCCUACUUCAUCUCAGAUGGGAGGCCUGUCAACAACUUUGAAUUCUUCAGACCUCUGGUUGAGGGCUUGGGCUAUCCUUUCCCCAAACUGCGUCUCCCUGUUUCUCUCAUUUAUUUUGUGGCCUUUCUCACAGAAAUGAUCCACCACCUGAUUGGCCCCUUCUAUAACUUCCAGCCACUGUUGACACGUACAGAGGUGUAUAAAACCGGUGUCACACAUUACUUUAGCAUGAACAAAGCUAAAGCAGACCUGGGUUAUGAGCCCCAGGAGCACAACCUGGAUGAAGUCGUCCAGUGGUUCAGAAGCAGAGGCCACGGGAAAAAACCUCACAGCUCUUUCAUCAGUCGAUUGUUUCUAGACUCCCUGUUCAUUGUGGCUUUUGUGGCUGUGGUCCUCUCCUUUCUACCAGUUGUUGGGAGUUGAUGAGCAGCUAAAGAAAACAUUUUUAAUUUUCUGUACUGUGUCAAGACUGGUUUACAUCUAUUAAUAUGGCAAAGUUAAUUUUUCCAAACAUAUUCGAAUGACUGCCUGGAUUUAUAUGGUGAGGACAUUCUGAUUUGAUGGUUUUAAACUCAUCACAUAUGAAUAUAAGCUUCUUUGUAACGUCAUGUUUACCUCCUCUGCCUUAUGGCUUUGCAGAUACUGUAUUGUUUUCUUUGUCUUUGCAAAAAAAAAAAAAAAGUGUUUUUAAUGUUCUGUCUGAGGAAGCAUAUUCCAAGAACACAAAUAUUCUUGAAAAAAAUAAAACAUUACAGGGAAAAUGUGGUUUGUUUGUUUUAUUCAGGCAUCACCAUGGGAUUACUUUUUCUACUGCUUUGUCAUAGUUUGUUACUUGAUUGUUAUUUGACAUCAGUGUAAUUAUACUAAAAGCUUCUCACUGAUAAAUAUAUAGUUUUAUCAUUAACAACAAUACAUUUUAUAUCUAUCUGGGAUUAAUGUAAAUGUCAUAUUAUGCUCUCUGACCAGGCAGCCACUUGCUGAAAACAAUGUGUCUUCUGCAUAAAAGAGUGUGUUAUUUGAUGUCAGUACUGCUGAUGAAGCCAGUUGUAUCUGUAUCCUUUUAUUGUUUGGCUAAAUGGUGAAAUAAACCAAUUUGGAGACUA